GCGGACUCUCAACCACUGCGCCAUGAGGGAAGCCCUAUCCCGUAAUUCUUCAUACCAACUUCACUAGAUGGCGCAGUAGAGCGAGCGCUAGAUCAGGACCCUGAGUUGCUGGAGGGAGGAAAGCGAAGCCUGUGAACUAAUUAUACUAGUGAUUGAGAAAAGCAUUUGUGAAAGCACUUGCUCUGUUGCAAAUAAUCUGAAAUGGAUGAAUAAAGAGUGGGAGUGUCCCCAGUGGUCAGCAUUUUUGACAAGAUAGAAAGAUGGGAGAACAUUUGAAAAUAUGAGCACAAUUUGAACAAAUGCCUCUAAGGUGAGGUUGAUUGUGUUAUUACUAUUGGUGUUCACUAGGACACACACACACACACACACACACACACACACACACACACUGCCCUCCUCCCCCAACAGGAAUCCUUGUUUAUCAGUUUACUUCCUAAAGCUCAUCCUUCCCCCCCUUUUUUUUUUAUCUCUUUGAAAAUAUUUUCUUCCUGAUCUCAUCUCAGUUUUUGGCCAGUUUGUGGCUCUAGCUGUAAUCCCUUGGACUCUUUUGAUACACUUUUCUCCCAUCAGUAUUAUCAGUUUUAUUCAAGAAACAUUUUAACAGCCUGCUGUUCGUAAAGCCUUGCCUUAGAUGUCAGGUAUACAGAGCAGAGAAGUGAGCUAAUGACUGUGAGUAAGAAGACAUUGUGCUUGGCAUUUUGUCCACAUUAUACUGUUUAAUUCUUAUAGCAACCCUAUUGGACAGACAUUAUUUCCCCAUUUUACUGAUGAAGAAAUUAGGCUGAGAGGCUAAUUGGUGCAACAUCACACAGUCAGUAAAGGAGUUGGAAUGCAAACCCUAGUUUAACUCAAACUUAUUGUCUUCAGUAUUUUGCAAUAUCAAAAAUGAUUAAGAUGGCCACAAUGUUAAAAAUGUGCAUGAACCUUAUUUCUAGGCAGACUUAAAUAAUUGUUAGAAUGAAGUUCCAUGGGAAUGCCAAGAAGGGUUCAUUCCAUCUGGGAGAUCAAAGAAGGCUCAACCAAGAAGAUGGCUUUGAAAGUGGCCUUGAAGGAUGCAUAGGAUUUUAUUAAACAGGAAGUUGGAGCGUGAGAUGCAAACCUGGGGUGACUCCUGUGAGGCCAUGAGGAUAAGACCCAGUGAAAGAGGGCAGAGUCUCAGGAAUACUUCCAUUUGCAGGAGCGACCAGCAAAGGUGGGAGGUCCGCAACCAAGAUUCCAUGAUGCACUGGAGAGUCUGGCUUAGCGACAGGAAACAUCUGUAUGGAUUGUUUCAUUACAGCGCCACGAUGCUUGGACUUGAAUCGCUUCCAGAUCCCACAGAUACCUGGGAAAUUGUAGAGACCAUAGGUAAAGGCACCUAUGGUAAGGUCUACAAAGUAACUAACAAGAGAGAUGGGAGCCUGGCUGCAGUAAAAAUUCUAGAUCCAAUCAGUGAUAUGGAUGAGGAGAUUGAGGCAGAAUACAACAUUUUGCAGUUUCUUCCGAAUCACCCCAACGUUGUAAAGUUUUAUGGGAUGUUUUACAAAGCAGAUCACGGUGUGGGAGGACAGCUGUGGCUGGUCCUGGAGCUGUGUAAUGGGGGCUCCGUCACUGAGCUUGUCAAAGGUCUACUCAGGUGUGGCCAGCGGCUGGAUGAAGCAGUGAUCUCAUACAUCUUAUAUGGGGCCCUCUUGGGCCUUCAGCAUUUGCACAAUAACCGAAUCAUCCACCGUGAUGUCAAGGGGAAUAAUAUUCUUCUGACAACAGGAGGAGGAGUUAAGCUCGUUGACUUUGGCGUCUCAGCUCAACUCACCAGUACACGUCUGCGGAGAAACACAUCUGUCGGCACCCCAUUCUGGAUGGCCCCUGAGGUCAUUGCUUGUGAGCAGCAGUAUGACUCUUCCUAUGAUGCUCGCUGUGACGUCUGGUCCUUGGGGAUCACAGCUAUUGAACUGGGGGAUGGAGACCCUCCCCUCUUUGACAUGCAUCCUGUGAAAACGCUUUUUAAGAUUCCAAGAAAUCCUCCACCAACUUUACUUCAUCCGGAAAAAUGGUGUGAGGAAUUCAACCACUUCAUUUCACAGUGUCUUAUUAAGGAUUUUGAAAAGCGGCCUUCCGUCACACAUCUCCUCGACCACCCAUUUAUUAAGGGAGUCCACGGGAAGGUUUUGUUUCUGCAAAAACGGCUGGCCAAGGUCCUUCAAGACCAGAAGCAUCUAAAUCCUGUUGUUAAAACCAGGCAUGAAAGGAUGCAUACCAGAAGACCCUACCAUGUGGAAGAUGCUGAAAAAUACUGCCUUGAGGAUGAUUUGGUCAAUCUCGAGGUUCUGGAUGAGGAUACAAUUGUUCAUCAGUUGCAGAAGCGUUAUGCGGACCUACUGAUCUAUACAUAUGUUGGAGACAUCUUAAUUGCCUUAAACCCCUUCCAGAAUCUAAACAUCUACUCUCCACAGUUUUCCAGACUUUAUCAUGGAGUGAAACGUGCCUCAAAUCCCCCUCACAUAUUUGCAUCAGCAGAUGCUGCUUACCAAUGCAUGGUUACUUUCAACAGAGACCAGUGCAUUGUCAUCAGUGGAGAAAGUGGCUCUGGGAAGACGGAAAGCGCCCACCUGAUAGUUCAGCAUUUGACUUUCUUGGGAAAGGCAAAUAAUCAGACCUUGAGAGAGAAAAUUCUGCAAGUCAACUCUCUGGUGGAAGCCUUUGGAAAUGCAUGCACUGCCAUCAAUGACAAUUCCAGCCGUUUUGGAAAAUAUCUGGAAAUGAUGUUUACACCAACUGGAGCUGUGAUGGGGGCAAGAAUCUCUGAAUAUCUCCUUGAAAAAUCCAGAGUUAUAAAACAGGCAGCGGGAGAGAAAAAUUUUCACAUAUUUUACUAUAUUUAUGCUGGCCUUUAUCACCAAAAGACACUUUCUGAGUUCAGACUUCCUGAGGAAAAGCCUCCUAGGUACAUAGCUGAUGAAACUGGAAGGGUGAUGCACGACAUAACUUCCAAGGAGUCUUACAGAAGACAGUUUGAAGCAAUUCAGCAUUGCUUCAGGAUUAUAGGGUUCACUGACAAGGAGGUGCACUCGGUGUACAGAAUUUUGGCUGGGAUUUUGAAUAUUGGAAACAUUGAGUUUGCAGCGAUUUCCUCUCAACAUCAAACUGAUAAAAGUGAGGUGCCCAACGCAGAAGCCUUGGAAAAUGCUGCCUCGGUUCUCUGUAUCAGCCCUGAAGAGCUCCAGGAGGCCCUCACCUCACACUGCGUGGUCACCCGGGGUGAGACCAUCAUCCGUGCCAACACUGUCGACAGGGCCUUGGAUGUCCGAGAUGCCAUGUCCAAAGCCCUGUAUGGGAGGCUUUUCAGCUGGAUUGUAAAUCGCAUCAAUACACUCCUGCAGCCAGACAAAAACUUACGUACUUCAGACGGUGGUAUGAACGUGGGGAUCUUGGAUAUUUUUGGAUUCGAGAACUUUCAGAGAAAUUCAUUUGAGCAGCUCUGCAUAAACAUCGCCAAUGAGCAAAUCCAAUACUAUUUCAAUCAGCACGUUUUUGCUCUUGAGGAGAUGGAGUAUCAGAAUGAGGGCAUUGACGUGACACCCGUGGAGUACGAGGACAAUCGCCCCCUCUUGGAUAUGUUCCUCCAGAAGCCUCUGGGACUGCUUGCACUUCUGGAUGAGGAAAGUAGGUUUCCCCAAGCAACGGACCAGACCCUGGUUGAUAAAUUUGAAGAUAAUCUCCGAUGCAAAUACGUCUGGAGGCCCAAAGGAAUGGAGCUGUGCUUUGGCAUUCAGCACUUUGCUGGAAAGGUAUUAUAUGAUGCUUCUGGGGUUCUUGAGAAAAACAGAGACACUCUCCCUGCCGAUGUGGUUGUCGUACUGAGGACAUCGGAAAACCAGCUUCUUCAGCAACUCUUCUCAAUCCCUUUGACCAAAACAGGUAACUUGGCCCAGACAAGAGCCAGGAUAACAGCAGCCUCAAGAUCUUUGCCUCCGCAUUUCAGUGCUGGGAGACCCAAGGUGGACACUCUGGAGGUGAUACGGCAUCCGGAAGAAACCACCAACAUGAAGGGGCAGACCAUGGCUUCUUACUUCCGGUAUUCUCUGAUGGAUCUGCUCUCCAAAAUGGUGGUGGGACAGCCCCACUUUGUACGCUGCAUCAAGCCCAACGAUGACCGAGAGGCACUGAAGUUCACCCGAGACAGAGUGCGGGCCCAGCUCCGCUCCACAGGCAUCCUAGAGACGGUCAGCAUCCGCCAGCAGGGUUAUUCCCACCGUAUCCUCUUUGAAGAGUUUGUGAAAAGGUAUUAUUAUUUGGCAUUCAGAGCACAUCAAACACCUCUUGCUAGCAAAGAGAGCUGUGUCACUAUCUUGGAAAAGUCCAGAUUAGAUCACUGGCUGCUGGGAAAAACAAAGGUUUUUCUCAAGUAUUACCAUGUUGAGCAGUUAAAUUUGCUACUGCGGGAAGUCAUAGGCAGAGUGGCUGUGCUGCAGGCCUAUGUCAAGGGGUGGCUUGGAGCCAGGAGAUACAAAAGAGUCAGAGACAAGAGAGAGAAGGGGGCCGUUGCCAUCCAGUCAGCCUGGAGAGGAUAUGAUGCUCGGAGGAAAUUUAAGAAAAUAAGCAACAGAAGGAGAGAGUCUGCUGUUCAUAUUCAAGCAGGGAGCCCUUCAGACCAAAGCUGUGAUCUACACCCCACCGUUGCAGGGGGCACCAGGGGAACUGCCCAGGUUCAAGACUGCAGUGAGCCCGGCGACCACAAAGUUCUGAGGGGCUCUGUCGAUCGUAAAAGCAGUCCACAAGCAGAAUCCAGCAAUGGCCAUGCAGAAACUUCAAGCAACUCUCCUGCUAUCGUUGAGAAAGAUCGGCAUUCACAAGCCCAGAGUUCUUCAAAAGGGUGUGAUGUCUUCGCGGGACAUUCAAAUAAGCACUCAGUUUCUGGGACUGAGUCUGUGUCUUCUCAGACAUGCCAUGCUGCUCCAGAUCGCCCAGGACUGAGACCCUUGAGGGGAGCCCCUGCAAAAUCUGAUUCAGAAAAUGGUCUUGCACAGAAGCAGCGAACACCUCACCGAAGAUGUCAGCAGCCCAAAAUGUUGAGUAGUCCCGAGGACACCAUGUACUAUAACCAGUUAAAUGGAACUCUAGAAUAUCAAGGGAGCAAGAGGAAGCCAAGAAAACUUGGCCAAAUCAAAGUGCUUGAUGGGGAAGAUGACUAUUACAAAUCUCUGUCACCUGUGGGCUCUAUCCCCGAGGAGGACAGCUCAGCCCACCCUCUCUUUUUUUCUUCAUCCUCAAAGGGAGCAUCUUCUGCUCAGCACUGAGCUGUACUUCCUGCCCCCCAAGUCUGUUGAGGAAAAGAUGUCCUUAACAUCCUUCUUGCGGGGCGCCUUCAAGAUGGCAGAGGAGUAAGACAUGGA
Molecule: messenger RNA, 5372 nt
Organism: Delphinapterus leucas (beluga whale)
Lineage: Eukaryota; Metazoa; Chordata; Mammalia; Artiodactyla; Monodontidae
Source: RefSeq, a predicted model, not a curated record